GCUAGGAGAGCAUCUGCAUAUUUAUUAAGGCAAAAGAGGGAGAGGGAUUGUCAAUCACUCAGACCAGACCCUCCUGCUUCACUCCUAGGAGAAUAGGAUUCAACAAAGGAUCAGCGCAAAAGUUCAUGCAGCAGGCAGGGACAGGAAUAGAUAUGUUGAAAUUUAUGGAUAAGGAGCUGUCGAAAGAGAGUGACGGAGUGUACCCGUUAAUAGUACGAUUAGAGACGGUUCCGAAGAAUCCUCCUCCAGAUGCGCCUUCAAGAGAAAACGCCCCGCCGGGAGAGAUGCUGCCAAAGUGGGUUCAGGCACAGACCACAUAUGCGGUAAUAGAGAAGAGAGGCGAUACGUGGGGUGCUCGAGUGCUGAAGCAGAAGUUGUGGGUGAGCGGCCAGGUCUAUGAGCUGCAGGAGAUUUACGGCAUCGACAAUGGUGGAGGAGGGGGAGAAGAGACUGGCGAUACUGGAAAGGAAUGUGUUAUCUGCUUAUCGGAGCCAAGGGAUACAACCGUUCUUCCAUGCAGACACAUGUGCAUGUGUGUAAAAUGUGCAGACCAACUUCGGCACCAGACGAACCGCUGUCCCAUAUGCCGUUGCGUUGUGGAAUCACUUCUCGAGAUCAAUGUGAAUGAUCGGCAGGAUGCUUCAGCUCCUGAGUCACAGCUGAAUGCCCAGGAGGAUCCAGCUGGAUCGAGAGGCAAGGACCAGUCUCCACAAGAACGAGCACUGCAUGGUGCUGCCACUUGCAGUUCAAGUGGUCUGCCGCAGAAGCAAUAGUUCAUCUGUUGCAAUAAGGUGGUAGCCUGUGAUUUGAUCAUGGGACUUCGGCUACGGGGCAGGAGUGAAAAUAAUGACGACGAGGAACAGAGGCCAAGUUAGGAUCGGCCAGAUGCACACAGGCAUGGACUGCAGAUAGAGCGCUGGUCACGGCGGGAGUGUGCCCGGCCGGCCAGCAAGCUAGCCUCGGAUGUGCAGACGUUCGAACACACGUUGCAGACCGACAAACACGCACAGUCAUAGACGAGAUGUUGGUGAGUGUUCCUUCCGUUGGUUGAUGAACUGCUUGGCCGUUUUCUCAACGACAGGCGAUUCUUAGUCUCUAGUGAGAGACCUGUCAAUUCUCUUGUCAUUGUUGGAGGGGAGAGGCCGCUCUCAAGGUGAGGCCAUUUUUCCCAUUUCAAACAAUUGGUUAAAAAUUCUGAUGGGUACAUUUGAGGAGGAGUGAUUUCUCUCUCCCAACUGUUGCAGGGGCCCGUCCCGUUUAGGCUGGGCCAGUAAUAUGUCCUGCGGGCCCCUGGUGCUUGCUUCCACUGUGGACCAAGCGGGAGAGAGCCCAGUGAAAAAAACUGAGGGUUGCUGAACCGCCACUCGUUUUUCGAAUUGGAUUACUUUGUAGGGUAUAACACUCAUCUGCUGUUUGAGAUGGUCAUUGUUGGAACGAGGGCGGAUCAGAACUUCACUUCUUUAGCUGGGAAGUUUCCAGAGCAGCGGUGGUUUCCUGCUCGGCGCUCGGUCUUAUUCGCUGAGCCGGUAGUUGUCGUCGGGGGAAAGGGGUGCUGCUGCCGUAUGGGCUGACGGUUACGUGCGAGGGAACCCUUACCUAUUCUCCAGGGUUGAUGUCAAACACGUUUUGCUCUGAGAGAGGUGUAUGGGAAUGAAGCCGUAAAAAGGGAGGGAGGAAGUCGGUCGUUUGUAGAAGAGAGAGAGAGAGAGAGAGAGAGAGAGAGAGAGAGAGAGAGAGAGAGAGAGAGAGAGAGAGAGAGAGAGAGAGAGAGAGAGACUCUAGGCUGGAACUCCUGUUUUCAACAGUAGAUCUCUCUAGGGUUUGAGGCGGAGGACAUGAUGCUGGCCCGAGUAGCUGCAUGAGCGAAUGGCAAACACCUUUACUGCUGCAGGUCAUUUUUCAAGCGUAUAUUUUUCUCAGUUAGUGGGUAGCUGCUAGGGCGAAUGGCGUGGAGGUGAGUGGGCUGUGUGAAUGAUUCCUACACAAACUCACCUAAUGAUUUCUCUCUGUGUAAAUAUGUAGAACCAAUUGCAGCUAACGGCGCAUACGUCACACUUGGUUCCUGACGUGUAGGAGUGAGAGAGGUGGGGUGUGGAUGAAUCUCGCUAAAUGGGCGGCGGACGUUGGGAGAUUUCAGUGGUGUGAUUGGCGCGUGGCACAAGGAGCGGCGCGAAGGAGAUUUUCCGACGACAUUCAAAGGGAAGUGUUUCUCAAUCUUUAGCGACCAUUUGUUUGAUAAGUCUGUUGCUGGCAUCGGGCUUGCUGCUGAAACACAUGGAAAUGUUUUACUGAGCGUGUGUGUUUUAAGGAGGGAAUGAGGUAUUCGUUGGAGGGUGCUGCCUUGAUACGGAUGUUGUCUGUGUACGGUACAGUCGAUCAAAAAAUAAGAAGGGGAAGAAACGGAGGCUGAAGUGUGGCAGGGCGAUAGGGAAGGAGGAAAGGGAAGGAGAGGAUCUAAGGCCCUUGGGCUCCGACGCAAGGUGGGUAAUGAUUGUAUUGCGCAGCUGAAAUGAGUGGACGACAAAUAAGUGGCGAAAAUUUCUGGGCUCGAUCGGUUGUCUUAAGGGGGGUUGUGGUUUGAAAUCUUUACUGAAUAUCAUGACGAGAAGGGAGCGAGAGGCUCUAUUGGUUGCAUCUCUCCCCUGACCUUCUCCUCUUCUGUGUUCUUGGGAUUUUAUGUACCAUGGAAUAGUCUGCCUCGUGGAAUAGUCCGACUCAUGGUAUAGUCCGACUCAAGGAAUAGUCUGACUGGGGUGCGUGUUCAGGAGCUUUCUUUUUUGUUUUCCUCGGGAAGAAAGUAGAGGCGAGAUUCCAGUUGAGGGAUCAGGGGAAUGGGAGAGGGUCGAAAAUUAACUUGCACGCACGUAUGCAUACACACGCACAGAGAGAGCGAGAGAGACAGAACGGGGGGAUGUAUGUGUGUGUGUGUGUCGGAGAGAGAGAGAGAGAGAGAGAGAGAGAGAGAGAGAGAGAGAGAGAGAGAGAGAGAGAGAGAGAGAGAGAGAGAGAGANAGAGAGAGAGAGAGAGAGAGAGAGAGAGAGAGAGAGAGAGAGAGAGAGAGAGAGAGAGAGAGUCGUGGAGCACCAUCUGUUCUGCGAGGGGUCUGCUCGUUGAUGUAUUGCUGCAAGGUUGAGAAUGAGUGGCAAGGAGCGGCAUUUGAUGUCCCCUGGUUAGGGGUUUUCUUAUGCACUCACUGCGCUGGCAAAGUGUGGGUCCAUGCCUAGGAGGAGCUAUGGGCUGUGGGAAACGUGACUUGACGAGUCUGGAGUCUGUUUGCAUGAUGAAGGGAGGAUAUGCGUCUCCUAUUCCUGGAGCUAUGUAUUGAUGUCCCUGUAUUCAUGUGCGUUAGAAAAACCCUGCGUCAAUGAGUUGGAAGUCGAUGAGUUGAGAGAGGAUUUGAGAAUAGGCAGUCUGUUUUCGUGGGUCGAGAAGAGACAGGUUUUGUGGGUGGGAGGGGGGGGAUGCAUGGAAGGUAUGUGGAGACGGCUCGAGUUCAUUCUUUAACUGCUGUAUCAUCCCGAAAAGCGGACGUGAUUGAAAACCCUCGAGUUGUACGGCAUGCGCACAUCGAAUUUCGCUGCGAAAGAUAGAAUGAUUCUGAAUGAAUAAAUAAUUAAGGU
Chara braunii is the source of this 3621-nucleotide messenger RNA. The record is from the annotation of a GenBank genome assembly. NCBI's taxonomy places the organism in Eukaryota, Viridiplantae, Streptophyta, Charophyceae, Charales, Characeae.